This is a messenger RNA of Staurois parvus, 316 nucleotides long. The record is from the annotation of a GenBank genome assembly. Lineage: Eukaryota; Metazoa; Chordata; Amphibia; Anura; Ranidae.
GAUUCGAGGAGCCAUUGAUACAGAAUUUAUACUCAUGAUAGCAGGCUUUGGAAUGACCAUAGAUGAAGAUAAACACAAAGCAGUGGAAUACAUUGUGUAUUAUAUCUGGGCAGUGGAAGUUUGUUACAUUGCCUCUGCACUGGUCCUUUCCUGCACUGUGACAGUUACGAUGCUCCUAAGAUCACUAGUCAAGCAUAGAUGGGCCCUGCAGUCUCUGUUUGCUGGUCAGGCCUCAAAGGUGUUUUUGGACUCUCGAUCUCUUCAGAAAACAUCUCCAAGUCUUGCUAGCUGGAUGAGUCAUAUCAGUUAUCAGGCC